AGAGAGAGAGAGAGAGAGAGAGAGAGAGAGAGAGAGAGAGAGAGAGUUAAACUGACGAAAUUCAAUACAGAUUUAUCUCCUCUUCCUCCUCCUCCUCCUCCCUUUAUAACAAGAAGUAUACAUAUCUCGGCUCAUUACCCUCCUCCUCCUCGCCAGGUAAUAAGAGGUGAUUACUCUCUAAUUAGACAGGUAAGUGUGUGUUCGUUACCUGGGGAUCUCAUUUGCUGGUGGUGGUGGAAUUGCUACUCGGAAAAAAUGGCACUGGAAAGAAUGGCACAGGAAAAAAUGGCACAGGAAAAAAUGGCACAGGAAAAAAUGGCACAGGAAAAAAUGGCACAUUGUUUAGCCUAGGAAAAAAUGGCACACAAGCAUAUACACCGAUAUCUGAAACUGGAUAAUUAUUAUUAUGUUAUAAGUGUUCGAAGCCUAUAUUGUUAUGUUAUAAGUGUUCGAAGCCUAUAUUGUUAUGUUAUAAGUGUUCGAAGCCUAUAUUGUUAUGUUAUAAGUGUUCGAAGCCUAUAUUGUUAUGUUAUAAGUGUUCGAAGCCUAUAUUGUUAUGUUAUAAGUGUUCGAAGCCUAUAUUGUUAUGUUAUAAGUGUUCGAAGCCUAUAUUGUUAUGUUAUAAGUGUUCGAAGCCUAUAUUCGAAAUCGAUCAGAAGUUUUCUUGGCUCACGUUGUGAAUAAUUUGAUUAGUGGACUCUGUGGACUUUUUUUGCGAUGGAAAUUAUCGAAAGCAACAAGGGAGGUCUCAAACUGUGUUACAGUGGAUACAUGUAUACCAAGCAGUGGUCAAGAGGUGAAACGGUGCGGUGGAGGUGUGUCAAGCGAACACUUUCAUGUAAAGGGGCAUUAACAACAUCUCUUCAAAAUGAAAACCCAACACUUUUAACAGAACACAAUCAUGAUGGUGACGAAAGUGCUAUUGAAGCAGCCAAGUGUAAGUCUAGAAUGAAAACAUUAGCAAAAACUACCAGAGAUAAACCUGGUCAAAUAUACGCCCAAAAUGCCUUAACCAUGAGAACCCAAGCGCAGGCUCAUUUCGUAUCACAAGAACAUUGUAAACGACUGAUUCGGCAUCACCAAAGCGCCAAUCAGCCUCGCGACCCUGCUUCAUUACAGGAACUUGUUAUCUCGGGAGAAUGGGCAUCAACAGGUGGACCAGAACCACAACCGUUCCUGAUUUAUGACAAUGGUCAAGACAGUAACAAUCGCAUUAUUGUUUUUGCAAGUGAACAGACCCUACGACAUUUAGCAAAAUCAGACAUCUGGAUGAUGGAUGGAAAUUUUGCCAUGGCCCCUCUUAAGUUUACACAAUUGUAUGUAAUUCGUGUUCCUCUCGGAAACACUGCUGUCUCCGUUGUUUAUGCAUUCCUUCAACACAAGACUCAAAACACCUAUGAACAACUUUUUACGGCAGUUCUUGAGAAAUGUGCAGAGUACCACCUGUAUCCAGACCCUAGAACCGUUAUGCUUGACUUUGAACAAGCAACUCUACAGGCCAUCACGGCAAUACUGGGAUCGGAAGUUACUAUUCGCUGCUGCUUCUACCAUCUGACACAGUCAUCAUGGACAAAAAUACAAGAGUUAGGGCUGGCAACUGUGUACAAGGAAAAUGAGGAUAUAAAGUUGUUCUGUGCUAUGGUCGACAGUUUAGCUUUCCUUCCCCUAGAGGAUGUGUCUGCCGGCAUGAAUUACCUCAAACACAACACACCAGAGGGCAUGGAGCCUUUCGUCACUUACUUCGAUCAGACCUACGUAACGGGAACUUAUCGACGAGUCCAAAGACAGCAAGAUGACAAUGAGAUCCCAAGAGUUCAGCUCCGCCUCAUUCCUCCACGGUUUCCUCCAGAAAUCUGGAAUGUGCAUGAAGCAACUAUUCGAGACGAGUCUCGCACGAACAACUUAUGUGAGGGAUGGAACAAUCGAUACAGCAGGUUGGUUGGUCACAGUCACCCAACAAUAUGGCGGGCAAUCCAGUGGAUCCAAGCUGACCAUGCUGUUGUAGCUACCCAGUUGGUGCUAGAAUCUCGUGGCGAGCCUCCCAAGAAACGGCAGAAGAGGGUGUACAAGAAUCUACAAACACGAAUGAAGAACCUCUGCCAAGAUCGCCGUGAUGGUCGCAAAUCAGUUGAGGAGUUUUUACAUGGAGCGGGUCACAACAUUCGAUGGAAGUCCUAAGCAUUAUAAGAAAAGUCAGUAAAAUGUAUAGAAAUAAAGUGUGAACAAAUUUUAGCUGAUUGUACUGUCUGAUUGUAUCGU
Molecule: messenger RNA, 2259 nt
Organism: Scylla paramamosain (green mud crab)
Lineage: Eukaryota; Metazoa; Arthropoda; Malacostraca; Decapoda; Portunidae
Exons: 2
Coding region: 718-2178 (486 amino acids)
Source: RefSeq, a predicted model, not a curated record